This is a messenger RNA of Aptenodytes forsteri (emperor penguin), 888 nucleotides long. RefSeq names its product olfactory receptor 14C36-like. Lineage: Eukaryota; Metazoa; Chordata; Aves; Sphenisciformes; Spheniscidae. Gene Ontology annotation, biological process: G protein-coupled receptor signaling pathway. Gene Ontology annotation, cellular component: membrane. The record is from RefSeq and is a predicted model, not a curated record. Gene Ontology annotation, molecular function: olfactory receptor activity; G protein-coupled receptor activity.
AUGUCCAAUGGCAGCUCCAUCAUGCAGUUCCUCCUCCUGGCAUUCACAGACACAUGGGAGCUGCAGCUGUUGCACAAUGCCAGGCUUUUCCUGGACAUCUACCUGUCUAUCCUCCUGGGCAACAGCCUCAUCAUCACCGUUGUAGCCUGCAACUACCACCUCCACACACCCAUGUACUUCUUCCUCCUCAACCUCUCCCUCCUUGACCUGGGCUCCAUCUCUACCAUUGUCCUGAAAUCCAUGGCCAAUUCCCUGGGAAACAAGGGCCAUCUCUUAGCAUGUGCUGUCCAGGUCUUUUGCUUUCUCUUCUUAAUUGUAGGGGAGUAUUGUCUUCUCACCGUCAUGGCCUACGACCGCUACGUUGCCAUCUGCAAACCCCUGCACUACGGGACCCUCCUGGGCAGCAGAGCUUGUGCCAAAAUGGCAGCAGCUGCCUGGGGCAGUGGUUUCCUCAAUGCUGUGCUUCACACUGCCAAUACAUUUUCAAUACCACUCUGCCAAGGCAAUGCUGUGGACCAGUUUUUCUGUGAAAUCCCCCAGAUCCUCAAGCUCUCCUGCUCAGACUCCUACCUCAGGGAAGUUGGGCUUCUUGUGGUUAGUCUUUCUGUAGCUUUAGGGUGUUUUGUUUUCAUCGUGCUGUCCUACUUGCAGAUCUUCAGGGCUGUGCUGAGGGUCCCCUCUGAGCAGGGACGGCACAAAGCCUUUUCCACGUGCCUCCCUCACUUGGCUGUCGUCUCCGUGUUUAUCAGCUCUGGCCUGUUUGCCUACCUGAAGCCCCCUUCCAUCUCCUCCCCAUCCCUGGAUCUGAUGGUGACAGUCCUGUACUCAGUGAUACCUCCAGCAGUGAACCCCCUCAUCUACAGCAUGAGGAACCAGGAGCUCAAGUGA